Tachyglossus aculeatus (Australian echidna) is the source of this 1776-nucleotide messenger RNA. RefSeq names its product acrosin-like. Gene Ontology annotation, biological process: proteolysis. Gene Ontology annotation, molecular function: serine-type endopeptidase activity. Lineage: Eukaryota; Metazoa; Chordata; Mammalia; Monotremata; Tachyglossidae. The record is from RefSeq and is a predicted model, not a curated record. Bases 1 to 1776 code for a protein of 591 amino acids. The transcript is spliced from 11 exons.
AUGAAGUGGAGCUCUGGCAGAGGCGGUUGGCUGGAGGGAGACACGAUGCUGCCAACGCAGCUGCUCGCCUCGCUGCUCGUGGCCUCCAUGCACACGGCCGGGGCGGUCUGUGGCGUGAGGCCUGGGUACAGAUCCGCCGGCAGCCUGCAGUCCCGGAUCGUCGGGGGGACGGACGCCGCAGCAGGAGAGUUCCCGUGGCAGGUGAGCAUCCAGAUGCGCAGGGCCCACUUCUGCGGCGGCUCCAUCCUCAGCAACUGGUGGGUCCUCACGGCUGCCCACUGCUUCAUUAGAAUCAAAUCCGACCUGAACAUCGCAGUCGGUAACACAAACCUGGACAGCCCCAAUAUGGAGAUAAAGAGGCUGGACCGGCUGGUGAUGCACCCCCAAUUCAACAAAGACACGAUGGAUCACGACAUCGCCCUGCUCUUGCUGGAUACCCCCUUCCACUUUGGCAAGGACAAAGGACCCAUCUGCCUGCCGCUACAGCACGAUCCGCUGACCUGGCCAGACUGCUGGGUGGCUGGCUGGGGCCGGACCGAAGAAGGAGAAGAAUACCAAGUGUCCCGCACGCUGCAGAAAGUAGAAAUGAAGGUGAUUCCAUGGGACAAGUGUGCAGCCCGGUUCCCCCUGGUCACCCGCAAUAUGCUGUGCGCCGGCUUCGAGGAAGGAGGCCGGGAUUCCUGCCAGGGAGACAGCGGUGGGGCCCUGGUCUGCAGCUCAAGAGCCGGAGAGAAGUGGUCCCAGCUGGGAAUCGUGAGCUGGGGAGAGGGCUGUGCCCGCCCUGGGAAACCUGGGAUUUACACCUCCGUGUUCAACUACCUCAACUGGAUCAAGGCGGUGACUGCUCAGGAGGGGAAGCCCUUCAUCCCCGAGGGCCAGGCCUACACCCCCAAACCCUCCCCCAGACCCGUCCCCGCCCCCAUCCCAGCGCCCACCCCUGCCCCAGUCCCCGCGCCCACCCCCGCACCAGUCCCCAUACCCGUCCCCGCACCAGUCCCCCUCCCCCGAAUUCGGGAGCACCGCCCCUCCCCUCCAACCCCCUUCCACCUGCUGUCUCCUGCCCUGCCUUCUCCUUCUGCUGGUGGGGUCUCUUCUCUCGGGGGGAUAAACAGCCGCUUCGUCCAUAUCUCCGAGUCCAUCUGGAGCCACAGGUUCAAGAGGCAGGAUGAAGGGGAGCCACUCAGGAGUGACCUGUCCUACAAUGAUGUGGGAAUGGGAACAGGAUCUAGUGGUUCCUGGUUCCUGAAUGAUUCCGGAUACCUGGGGAGGGCAUCUGAGCUAGGCCGGCACUGCCAUACGACCAGCAGAGGGCGCCAGUCCCCAGGAGCGCUGCCCUACCGUCACACGACCAGCAGAGGGAGCCAGUCCCCAGCGGCGCUGCCCUACUGCCAUACGACCAGUAGAGGGAGCCACUCCCCUCCGGCGCUGCCAUACGACCAGCAGAGGGAGCCAGUUCCCUGCGGCGCUGCCCUACUGCCAUACGACCAGCAGAGGGAGCCAGUCCCCUGCGGCGCUGCCCUACUGCCAUACGACCAGCAGAGGGAGCCAGUCUUCUGCGGCGCUGCCCUACUGCCGUACGACCAGCAGAGGAAACCAGUCCCCAGCGGCGCUGCGCUACUGCCAUACGACCAGCAGAGGGAGCCAGUCCCCAGCGGCGCUGCCCUACUGCCAUACGACCAGCAGAGGGGGCCAGUCCCCUGCGGGCCUCUCCCCUUCCUAGUCUCUUGCUACACUCUAAUGGCGCUAAUCAUCUUCUUACCAUUUCAAACCUUCUGA